Carcharodon carcharias (great white shark) is the source of this 746-nucleotide messenger RNA. RefSeq names its product mitochondrial ribosomal protein L18 (gene mrpl18). Gene Ontology annotation, cellular component: ribosome; mitochondrion. Gene Ontology annotation, molecular function: structural constituent of ribosome; 5S rRNA binding. The record is from RefSeq and is a predicted model, not a curated record. Gene Ontology annotation, biological process: translation. The transcript is spliced from 4 exons. Lineage: Eukaryota; Metazoa; Chordata; Chondrichthyes; Lamniformes; Lamnidae. The coding region runs from base 67 to 651 and encodes 194 amino acids.
CGUCACCCAGGGGCGGGGCGUGCUGCCGGUUGAGAGGUCAGGGGGCGGAGCUUGUGUCGGACCCGGAUGGCGGCGGCGGUGGCGGUGUUGAGGAGAUUGGGGCCGAGGCCGGGCAUGGGGCUCCGGCUGGAGCUGAGAGUGGAUCAGACAGAGAGAGGUGUGCGCUGGGCCUCGAGCUCAGUCACGCGGACUGAAGCAGAGCAAGAUCCCGACAUAGCGGAGAAUGGAGUGGUCACAGAACGCUUCAUCAACCACAACCCUCGGAAUCUGGAGCGCCUGGCCCUGGCAAGGAAGGACAAAGGCUGGCAAACCGUCUGGCCAAGGCUCAACUACUGGCACAGGCUGCGCUUCAGGAAGACCCAGCGACACGUCACGGCCUACGUGGAGGCAGCAGGGAGCGGGGGCAAGGCCGUCAUCUCAGCCUCCACCCAGGAGUGGGCCAUCAAGAAGCACCUGUCCAGCACCCGAGAUGUCGCUGCGGCUGAGAAUGUGGGCCGGGUCUUGGCCCAGCGCUGCCUGGAGGCUGGGAUCAGCUACCUCACCUUCCGGGCCAUUCCUUGGGAAUACCGGGCAGAAUCGGUCCAGCGAUUCCGUUCCGCCAUGAAAGAUGGUGGGGUGAUACUGAGUGAACCACGGAGAGUGUACCGGUGAUCAGAGGGAGCAGAGGGUGAGCAUGCGAGUGAGAUGGGCCACAGUCAGAGACACAAGCACCUUCUCGAUCUGAAUAAAGUCAAGGUUUCUCUCUC